Molecule: messenger RNA, 679 nt
Organism: Bradysia coprophila
Lineage: Eukaryota; Metazoa; Arthropoda; Insecta; Diptera; Sciaridae
Source: RefSeq, a predicted model, not a curated record
UAGACAGAAAGAUCAAAACGAAGACCGGCGGUUUCUUGAUUUUAUAUGGAAACGCAAAGACAACCUUGAAAUCCAGGCACAAAAUCAACAGUACAGGCGACUGAAUCAACUACCUCCUGAUUUUGCAGAAUAUUUUAUUUUCGGUUUGAUCAAGUAAUUUCAAUAAAUAGCCUCCGUGAAGCUCAGUUGACAGUGUUCCGAUCCAUCCCAAUCAAUUUGAAAUAUGGACGACUUCAAAGGCAGGGAGAAUAUGCUUAAAGGGGUGGCAACAGCAGUAUCGCUUGUGACGGUCGGUUUAACUGGAGGAUCAUAUUUUAGAACUGACGGCGGAGAUCAAUUUGCAUUGGUUAUGACAAUCUUUGCGUUCAUAUAUUCACUCAGCUUGGUCAUUUUAAUAGUAUUGAAAAAGAUGCCUACGACAACUCAGUUCUUUAAAAUGGAAGCGAUUGCUUAUUUAGUUUUUGUGGUACUCUUAGCUAUUGCAGCGAUUAUUUUUCUGGUCUUGACAUGUCGAUUACCAAAAUACUUUGGCAAUUCCUAUUUAGCAACGAGGAUCUUUGCAAUGAUCUUCCAAUUCGCGACUGCAGCGAUUUUUGCAUGGAUCUUAUACGAAAUUUACAAAAAAAUCAAGAAAUAACGCGAAAAAACCAGCAAAUUGCUUUUAAUGAUUCCGUUUUUG